UUGCGCAUGUCUCAGUUGCAGCUUUUCUGUCUUGCGGCUUUGGUCAGUUCACAGCUGCUCGUUUAAGAAGUGAAAUAUUUAACAUAUGGUUAUAAUUCACUGUGAUUUCUCAACAAUAUCAUAGAGCAGUCGACCUACAGAAAAAAAUAUGCCGAAAAACAAAGGUAAGGGAGGAAAGAAUCGGCGACGUGGUAAGAAUGAAAAUGAAUCGGAGAAGAGGGAGCUGGUGUUUAAAGAGGACGGACAAGAAUAUGCUCAGGUCAUUAAAAUGUUGGGAAAUGGGAGAUUAGAGGCCAUGUGCUUCGAUGGAGUCAAGCGGCUUUGUCACAUUCGAGGAAAGCUCCGGAAAAAGGUUUGGAUUAACACAUCAGACAUUAUACUCAUUGGAUUACGAGAUUACCAGGAUAACAAAGCAGAUGUCAUUUUGAAGUAUAACGCUGAUGAGGCUCGGAGUCUGAAAGCCUAUGGAGAGCUUCCAGAACACGCCAAAAUCAACGAGACUGAUACCUUCGGGCCUGGUGAUGAUGAUGAGAUUCAGUUUGAUGACAUUGGUGAUGAUGAUGAGGACAUUGAUGAUAUCUAAUAUCAUGCUGGGAAGACAACGUUUCUCAGCCUGCAGCAUCCCCGAAGCCACAUCUCCAACAAUAUGUACACGCAGGUUCAAGUUUUAGGUUUCUUUGACUUGACCACAUGACUGCAUUGUCAUCUUCAAUUAAUUUUGUUAUCUUUUAAUGUAUUUAUAUUGAUUUCACAUCAAGUGGAAUUUAGCUACAACAGAAUCUCUGGAUUCGCAAUAAAAAGAUAACCAAUUUUAUGUUUGGUCUUGCAGUCUGUAUCCUAAUAGAAAUGUUUGAAAGUUUUGUGGAGUAAAGCGAAACUCAGUGGGGGAGUUAAUACUAAAUGCCUCUGUAUUUCUGAAUGUUUUUUUUCUCCCAAAUCGCCAUUAAUAAUUUACCGAUCACACAAUAUUGCAUUAGCCAAUGCAUCUGUUGUUCUUGAAGUCUCUCUCUCGUUAGCUCCUUGUUCUUUUAACUGUGUUUUUUAAAACAAAUCCAUCAUGUUCUUGUUUUUUUUUUGUUUUAGCCUACUUAAAAUAAUGAAUGAAUGAAUGAAUGAAUACUCAUCAUUUUUACAGGGCUGCAGAACUUAUGAACGUUUUUCAGUGCCUGAAAUGUUUGUAAAAUUAAAAUUAAAACUUUCUGAUAUGAUAGCUCACAAAGCAAUUAACCAGGAAGUAUUUUUGUAUGCAAAUUGACAGACCAAUGCAAGAAUUAUGAGAGCUUAUAAAUUGUAUUCUCGCUAAACUGGUCCUUAGCUGCAUAGCAGUUGAUGGUUAAAGUUGGUUCAUUUUACAUAUAUUAUUUUGGUGAGCAAAUAAUGAUGGUUGCUCUUGAUUUUGUCCUUUGCUGCUGCUGAUCAGAAACCUGUGAUUUUGAAAUAAAAUCAAACAUUUUAAGACAAACUUCCAAAUAUUUGUAUUGUUAACCUUGGAAAUAUCUGCAAUUGUCCGAAAUUGUUUUUAUUACAAUUAUAUUUAAAACUCCAGGUUAUGACAAGCAAAAAAGUGCUAUAAUUACUGUAAGUGUGUGUGUGUGUGUCUAGCCACUGGCCUGACAAAAUUAGUCAUUGUAUGUUUCAGUCUCUCCAUGGUGUGUUUCUGUGAAAAACAAUGGUAGCCUAUAGCACGUGUGUCAGCAUGCUCCGACAGAUGUUUAAAGGAUUUGGAGUAAGAGUGGUGUGGAAAAUAGCCCACAGGUCCUGUAUAGCAUUUUAUCUUUGGUUUGUUGUUAAAAACUAUACUGCAUAAGCACUGGAAUCCUGGCAGUCUUUUUUCUUUGUGUUAAAUAUAUAAUUAUUUUAUGAGACUACUUUUAUUAUAAGUAAGAACAGCUGUAUUGUGCAUUAUAAACCAAAUCACAUUUGUGUAUCAGCAACUUAGUAUAAAAUUAAUCCAAUAGAAAUAUUAAAUCUGCACAAUCUGCAUGUAGAGGUAAUACAUUUUAGUUAGUUGUGUGUAGAUUAUGAACAACAUGUAAAUUAUAAAGAC
Messenger RNA from Triplophysa rosa, 2047 nucleotides. It is a transcript of the gene eif1axb, whose product is annotated as eukaryotic translation initiation factor 1A X-linked b. Bases 149 to 583 code for a protein of 144 amino acids. Gene Ontology annotation, biological process: translational initiation. The record is from RefSeq and is a predicted model, not a curated record. The transcript has 7 exons. Gene Ontology annotation, molecular function: RNA binding; translation initiation factor activity. Gene Ontology annotation, cellular component: cytoplasm. Lineage: Eukaryota; Metazoa; Chordata; Actinopteri; Cypriniformes; Nemacheilidae.